GUUUUUCCCUCCUCUGACCAAUCAACGUUCGCUUCCUUCCUUACCCCGUGAGCUGUUGUAGCCAAUGGGAAGUGGGUUCUUUGGGCGUCAGUCAUAUUCAAACCUAGAGCGGCGCGGGCACCGUUGUCCGGUUGGAGCCUCCGUUCCAGCCCCGCAGCAGCAGGAGGGGGCAGCGAAGGAACUUCCUCAGGAUGCAGAGCUACAUUUCUCGCCUUUCCUGUUUACUAGGGAUCAUCUGAGAUAGUCUGACCCUCAUCCACAUUAUCUUUUGACAAGGAAAGGUUUUCUCUAUAUAGUACUCGUUGAACCUUGGACAGUUAAGCAGCACACCAGCAAUAUGGAGGAGGAGGAUCUAAGUGAAAGAGGGUUGCCACAAAUUGCUUCAAUCAUGAAUAAAGUUAGAGACUUGAAAAACAAAUACAGGAAUGAAGACAAUAUCACAGAUGAACUUAACUGUACUAAAUUUUCAGCUGAUACAACAGAUAACUCUGGAACUGUUAAUCAAAUAAUGAUGACAACAAAUAAUCCAGAAGAUUGGCUGUGUUUUCUACUUAGACUAGAGAAAAAGGGUAUUCCUCAGACAGAUGUUGGUCUACUGAACAGACUCAUUGGUCGUUAUAGUCAGGCAGUGACUGCAUUGCCUGCAGAAAAGCAUAGUCAAAAUGAGAGCUAUGCUCGCAUCCUUGUGAGAUUUGCUGAGUUGAAAGCUCUUCAAGAUCCAGAGGAGGCACGGGACCAAUUUCAUCUGGCCAGACUGAACUGCAAGAAAUUUGCUUUUGUGCAUGUGGCUUUUGCACAGUUCGAGCUCUCACAAGGAAAUAUGAAGAAGUGUAAACAGCUUCUUCAGAAAGCUGUGGAGUGCUCUGCUGUUCCACUAGGAAUGUUGGAAACUGCUCUACAAAACUUUCAUUCACAAAAAAAGCAGUUGCUUUCAGAUGAGGAGAAGGAGAACUUUGCAGUAUCAAGUGCACAAGAGUCGGUACUUCAGAGCAUAGCUGGAAGUCGCAGAAACAUAAUAAAAAAGAAUGAUUCUGGUGAAAAUCCUUCUACUGUUACCAGACUUUUGCUUGGGGAAGAGAAAUCAGAGGAGUUCAAUGCUCUGCUUAAUUGCCACAAUCCAUUAAGACCACUAAACAAGUCUAACCAGGCCUGCCCCUUUGGGAGGGUUCCUGUUAAACUAGUAUCUGAUGAUGAUGUGAAGACAACAAGUGUUCCACUUACAGCUAGUGUAAUGAGGAGGCAAAUAUCUGGCUCCAGAUGCAGAGCCUUCAUCACACCUUGUCCACCCUCAGAAUCAAAAUCUAGUGGGAGUGAUUCACAUGACUCAGGAGACCUACAGGCCUUACAAGAAAAAAAUUAUUCACAGUCGCACAUGUCGGAUGAGAACAGUUUAGAAAUGGCUACCAAUUCAACUAUAACUCUUCAAACCAAAAUGGAUACGAGUCUUGCAAUGAAAAGAGAAGAAAAUAGACCUCAGCAUGAGGAGCUGGAGAUACUAGAGCCCAGGAGUCUGGAAAGUGAACAGCAACAAUAUAGUUCUGGUGAAAGCUAUAGAAAGCAGUUGGAACAGAUUAAACCGAACUGUGUUAAUGCAAGGAAAAAAUGGCCAAUUCAAGAAGUGACACAAAAAAGCUGCUAUGGAGAGGGAAGACAAUCGAGCCUUGAACAAUCUGGUCAUUCUGUUUCAAAAGGAUUAUCACCACCAGAUGCUGUUUCUAAGAAAAAUGAUCCAUUGCAAGUUUGUGGAACACCAAGCACUGCGUAUAAUGAUUAUAUGGACUGUUUCAGAACACCGCUUGUAAAGAACAACUUUCUACCAGGAUGUCAAAUUUCUACUCCCUACAGCCAGCUCCCAUAUAUCCUACCACAUACUCCAGCAACUCCUUUUCAAAAUCAAGGUGGCUUGCAGGUUCCAGCCUCUAUGUCUUCACAUGAAUGUAUUUCCAUCAAAGGAAGAAUUUAUACAAUAUUAAAGCAAAUAGGAAGUGGAGGCUCAAGUAAGGUGUUUCAGGUACUGGAUGAAAAGAAGCAGCUGUAUGCAGUCAAAUAUGUGAAUCUAGAGGAAGCUGAUCAACAUACUGUUGAGAGCUAUAAGAAUGAAAUUGCUCAUUUGAGUAAACUGCAGCAACAUAGUGAUAAGAUCAUCCGCCUUUAUGGCUAUGAAAUUACCGAUCAUCAUAUCUACAUGGUAAUGGAGUGUGGAAAUAUUGAUCUCAACAGCUGGCUUAAAAAGAAAAAAAACAUUGAUCCUUUGGAACGAAAGAGCUAUUGGAAAAACAUGCUGGAAGCCGUUCACACAAUCCAUGAAUAUGGCAUUAUUCACAGUGAUCUGAAACCAGCAAACUUUCUGAUAGUUGAUGGAAUGUUAAAACUAAUUGACUUUGGCAUUGCAAACCAAAUGCAACCAGAUGUGACAAGCAUCAUUAAAGAUUCUCAGGUUGGCACAAUGAAUUACAUGCCACCUGAAGCAAUAAAAGAUAUGUCUUCCUAUGGAGAAAAUGGGAAGUCUCGAUCUAAGAUAAGUCCCAAAAGUGAUGUGUGGUCAUUGGGAUGCAUUUUGUACUGUAUGACAUAUGGAAGGACUCCAUUUCAGCAUAUAACAAAUCCAAUUAAUAAACUCCACACUAUUGUUGAUCCUAGUUACGAAAUAGAAUUUCCAGAUAUUGCUGAGAAGGAUCUUCAAGAUGUGCUAAAGCGCUGUUUAGUAAGAAAUCCUAAACAACGGAUAUCCGUUUCAGAGUUGCUGGUACAUCCAUAUGUUCAAAUUCAAAGUCAUUGUCAAACAGGUGUUCCAAAUGCAAAAGGAACAACAGAGGAAAUGAAACGUAUCCUUGGCCAGCUUGUUGGCUUGAAUUCUCCCAACUCUAUUUCUAGAGCUGCUAGGACUUUAUAUGAACAGUGCAACAGUGGUAAAAGUCUUGAUGUAUCAGCAUUUGCAAAACCUGGAAGUCAAAAAACAUGGACAAUGAAAUGAUGUGCUGCUGUUCAGGAUGCAACAGAGAUGUUUGGUCUGUUCAAAAAAUAUUUUGUGCUGCUGGCUUUUAAAAGGACACUCAGCAUAAAGUUCACAUUUACAUGUUCUUUGUCUUCUGAUAAUGCUUGCAGAUUAUUAAAAAUAAUUUAAUUGGAUGCUUUUCACUGUAAGCUGUUUCUCUCUUUGCAUGCCACUUGGAUUGAACAAAGGGAACAGCUAUCUGGUGAUUUUUGUUUGGAGUACAAAAACAUGUGUGAGAAUCUUCAAGCUCUUAUCCCCUGAAGCUAAAACAAAAAAGUUCAUAAAAUGCAAACUGGUGUACACAGAAAACAUGCAGUUGUCUCUUGAAAUAUCUCCUAUGAUGUGAACACAGUUUUAUGCUGUUCCGUGCCUUGCCAAUAAAUGCCUCUUGUGUCCAGUUUAA
This is a messenger RNA of Columba livia (rock pigeon), 3398 nucleotides long. It is a transcript of the gene TTK, whose product is annotated as TTK protein kinase. The record is from RefSeq and is a predicted model, not a curated record. Gene Ontology annotation, cellular component: nucleus; kinetochore. Gene Ontology annotation, molecular function: protein serine/threonine kinase activity; protein binding; ATP binding. Gene Ontology annotation, biological process: protein localization to kinetochore; meiotic spindle assembly checkpoint signaling; chromosome segregation. NCBI's taxonomy places the organism in Eukaryota, Metazoa, Chordata, Aves, Columbiformes, Columbidae. Bases 338 to 2974 code for a protein of 878 amino acids. The transcript has 23 exons.